Messenger RNA from Leptomonas pyrrhocoris, 806 nucleotides. RefSeq names its product putative proteasome activator protein pa26. Gene Ontology annotation, cellular component: proteasome activator complex. The record is from RefSeq and is a predicted model, not a curated record. Bases 117 to 806 code for a protein of 229 amino acids. The transcript has a single exon. NCBI's taxonomy places the organism in Eukaryota, Euglenozoa, Kinetoplastea, Trypanosomatida, Trypanosomatidae.
AGCACAAAUUAUAGAUUUCAGCAAGUUGUCACAGAGGUUUUUUUUUGUAGGCACUCGCCCGACACGAUAUUUCACUCUUUUAUAUCUACACAAGAAGGAAGAACAGGUAACGAAUAAUGCCCCCGAAACGUGCUGCUAUGGCCCAGGCAAUCCGUGACACCUUCACGGAGGACUCGAGUCUGGAGGUGGUGGACCAGUGGUCCUCGCGGGCGGUGGCAGAUUUGGAGGAGCGUGCGAGGAACGCCCACGCCGCCCGUGCUGCCAUCCUCGCAGCGAGCUACACCGCUGAUGCCGCAUCCACUGUCCCGCAGAGCGUCAUUGUGUCUCUGCGAGAGUAUCAGGAGCACCUGCACGACAUCUUUCGCGCCGCCGAGACGGUUCGCACCGUCAUUGCGUGUCGCAUCCCCGAGUUGAAGGCGGAGGACAACCUCGGUGUGGAGGUGCAGCUGGCGGUGUUGAAGAUGGUGGACUCACUAGAGGGGAAGGCGAUGGGCAACGGUGGUGACAAGGAGGGCGGUGCGCCCGGCGUGAGCGGCAUGUACGCGGCACGCGAGUACCUCACCGCCCGCGGCGCCGCAGAAGAUAAGAUACUGGGUAAGGUCGGCGAUGACGACAAGAAGAGCAAGUCCGCCGCUCCGUCGGUGCUCCUGGAGCUCCAGCAGAUCGACGCGGAUGCUCUACUGAAGUUGGAACUGAGUGCGACGCAGGUUGCCACGUCGAUUCGCUCCUUCAUCAACGCCUACGCGUUGAACUGGAAGAAGCUUAUUCAGCCACGCAGCGGUUCUGGAGACAAGAGCAUCAGCUAA